AUGAACAGUAAUUAUUUAAAAGAAUCAUUUGAUGUAGUAAGUAAGUAUGAGGCCUUUUACACAGGAGGAAAUAUCGAGUGGAGUGAAAAUGGCGAACAACUUUUCUGUCAAAAUAAAGACUUUAUAUCAAUAGUAACAAUAUCUAAUGGAACAGUGAUUAAAUUAGGAAAGGUAAAUAAAAAGAUUAAUGAUGAAAUAAAUAGUUUUUCUAUUAGUAAAGAUGGAAAAUUUAUAAUAACUCAUCAUAAAAGUAGUCUUUUUAAAUUAUGGAGUGGACAAGAAUUAAAACUUAUAAAAAUUUGGAAAUCUAUCCACAAUGGUCCAGUAUCUGCAAUUGCCUUAACAAAAGAUGGUUUAAGUAUGGCUUCAGGAGGGAUUGAUGGAUCUGUAAGAUUAUGGGAUUUAAAAUAUCAUGUUUGUAUACAUAAUUUAAAAGGAACUGUAGGAGUUGUUAAUAUUGUCUAUUAUCAUCCCAAUUUAAAAAAAGAAAUUGUCUUUGCCACUGCCGAUGACUAUGCUAUUCAUGGUUGGAAUAUUAAAACAGGUUUAAAAGAAAUGACUUUAGAAGGUCAUUUUAGUAAAGUGACAUCAUUAACAGUUCAUGAAGAUGGAGUGCAUGCAUUAAGUUCUGGUAGAGAUAAAGUAUUAAUAUUAUGGGAUCUUAUUAAAAAGAUUUCACUACGUAUUUUACCAGUAUUUGAAUGUAUUGAAGGCGCAUUUAUUAUACCAAAUACUGCAAAUCUACCUAUACCUAAAAUUAAAACUAAGUCAUCCAUUUAUGCUGCAAGUGCAGGUGAAAAUGGUAUUGUAAAAAUUUGGGAAAUGAAAUCUGGGCGUAUGCUUUUUCAUCAAACAAAUUCUUUAAUACCAGCUGCUAAAGAAGAAAACAGCUUAGCUGUAAAACAUUUGUUAUACAAUGCAAAAGAUAACAAUAUUGGGCUUGUAUCAACUAAUCAUAAUAUUUUAAUUUAUACUUUAAACAAAUUUGAGUGCAAAAAACAAUUAAUAGGCUUUAUAGAUGAAAUUUUAGAUAUAGUUUACUUAGGAAGUGGUGAAUCACAUUUAGCUGUAGCAACUAAUACUUCUGAUAUCAAACUAUAUGAGUUAACAACAAUGAACUGUCAAAUUUUAUGUGGACAUACAAAUAUUAUAUUAUCACUUGGGUCCAGUCAGGCUAAUCGUAAUUUACUAAUUUCAUCAGAUAAAGAUAAAUGUGUGAGAUUAUGGCUGAUGGAUGAGAAAACAAAGAUUGUUAAUUGUAUAGCUUUGGGAAUUAAACACACAGCAGCUGUAGGCUGUGUUGCUCUUUCUCAGAUUGAAAUUAAAUUCUUUGUAUCCGUGAGUCAAGAUUUCUGUCUUAAAUUAUGGGAUUUACCUGAAAAUUUAUCAUAUACAGGCACAGAAGUUUCUCUUAAUGCUAUAAAUACUGUUAUGGCACAUCAAAAAGAUAUAAAUAGUGUAGUUGUAUCACCGAAUGAUAAAUUAAUUGCUACAGGUUCUCAAGACAAAACUGCAAAGUUGUGGUCUGCUGAAAAUUUACAACAGUUAGGGGUUUUUCGUGGUCAUCGCAGAGGCGUCUCGUGCGUGCGGUUUUCUCCAAUAGAUCAAGUUCUGGCAACCUCAUCUGCUGAUUGCACAAUUAAAUUAUGGUCUUUGAAUGAACUGAAUUGUUUAAAGACAUUUGAAGGAAAUGAAUCUACUGUAUUGAAGAUGGAGUUUUUGUCACGAGGUAUGCAAAUUAUCUCAUCAGGAGGAGAUGGUUUACUUAAACUAUGGAAUAUAAAAUCGUCAGAAUGUAUUACUACAUUAGAUCAACAUAAUAGUAGAGUUUGGUCACUUACAGUAAAUAAAGACGAAACUCACUUUGUGAGUGGUGGAAGUGACUCCUUAUUAGUAGUUUGGAGGGAUGUAACACAAGAAAAAAAAGCUAAAGCAUUAGCUUUAAAAGAUGAGUUAGCAAGAGAUGAACAAAAAUUAGAAAAUUGCUUGGAAGCUAAAAAAUUAAAGAAAGCAUUAAGAUUAGCUUUGAAAUUACAAAAACCUAUGCAUGUAUUACAUAUAAUUGAAGCAUUAAUAAGAAAAGGAGAUGAAAAUAUGACAAUAAUAAUUUGUGGUUUGAAACCAUUGUAUCAAGAAGAAUUGUUGAAAUGCGCUAUGAUAUGGAACACUAAUGCCCGUAAUUUUCAAUUAGCCCAGCUUGUUAUAAAUGUAAUUUUAAAUGAAAUUGGAUUAGAGAAUCUUCAAAGGAAUGAUUUAAAAGGAAAGUUAGAAUCAAUAAUUCCUUAUACAAAUCGACAUUUUAAAAGGCUGACACAAUUAUAUCAAGAUUUACAUUUUUUAUUGUAUACAAUAAAUAAUAUGAAAUCUUGUAAUACUGCACAGAAAACAAUCGAAAUAUAA
This is a messenger RNA of Ceratosolen solmsi marchali, 2400 nucleotides long. Its product is annotated as transducin beta-like protein 3. The record is from RefSeq and is a predicted model, not a curated record. Gene Ontology annotation, cellular component: small-subunit processome; 90S preribosome; nucleolus. NCBI's taxonomy places the organism in Eukaryota, Metazoa, Arthropoda, Insecta, Hymenoptera, Agaonidae. The transcript is spliced from 15 exons. The coding region runs from base 1 to 2400 and encodes 799 amino acids. Gene Ontology annotation, biological process: endonucleolytic cleavage in 5'-ETS of tricistronic rRNA transcript (SSU-rRNA, 5.8S rRNA, LSU-rRNA); endonucleolytic cleavage to generate mature 5'-end of SSU-rRNA from (SSU-rRNA, 5.8S rRNA, LSU-rRNA). Gene Ontology annotation, molecular function: U3 snoRNA binding; protein binding.